UACUACAUUAUUUACCACGAUAAGUGUUUCUCGGUUAUGAAAUCACUUUUCUAUGUUAAAUAAUAAACUGACAGAAAGGGUAAUUUUAUAAUGAUUAAUCUGAUUUUACAGUGGGAAAAUAUUGUAUAGGUCGCUAUAUGAAUUUCUGCCUUCGUCGAAGUUAUCAUAUGUAAUGAUGAAGUGGUACAUAGCAAUCUUUCAAUGAGUGACUGUUGCUCCAGCCAUGGCCACUAGUGAUGGUGAUGGUGCCACAGGCACUGAUAACAAUGAUGCUGAUGUUGCUGCUGUCAGCUGUGAUGCUAGCACUGAGCUGUCAGCAGCACAGAGGGCCAGGAUAGAGCGAAACCGUCAGAAGGCUUUACUUUUGCGCCAGGCAAGAGUACAGGCACAUCCAUAUGCUUGUGAUGCCUUGGGAAACAGGGUGAAGGGUCCUCCUAAGGAGAUAGACACUGGGGCAGGGUUCUUCUUGGAAGAGGAGGAAAUCAAGAAGAGCAAACAGAUCAACAUUGUUCAUGAUGAUCCUGUGCUGGACUUUGACAACAGUCUGUUCUGCAGCGCAUGUGACAAGGAGUUUAUGGACAGCUUCUGCUAUGCUAAGUUUGGAGAAGAAAUCUGUGACAAAUGUGGCAAAGAGGAGGACAAGUUCCCACUGAUCACACGGACAGAGGCCAAGAACCGGUUCCUGCUCAAGGAUGUUGACCUGGACAAGCGGGAACCAGAACUGAGGUUCAUACUAAAAAAGAACCCGCAUAACCAGAGAUGGGGUGACAUGAAGCUCUACCUUGAAUGUCAGGUAAAGCGUCGGGCACUGGAGGUGUGGGGAGGGGAGGACCAAAUAGAGGAGGCAAGGCAGCAGAGAGUAGACAACAAGGAGAAGGCCAAACAGAAGAAGUUUGAUAAGAAAGUGAAAGAUUUGCGACAUGCCGUUCGUAGCAGCCUUCUGAGGAAGGACAAGGAGGUACAUGAACACCAGUUUGGACCUGAACAAUAUGACGAGGAGGAAGACGAAUACUCCAAAACGUGCACAACAUGCAAAUAUGUGAUGACUUAUGAGAAAAUGUGAAACAAACAGUUUUGUAAAAACAGCAACUGAUUACGUGGUAGACAUUGAGUUUCAACUAGCUGUUGAUUUAAAGAGAGUAAAUAUGCGAUCCUACUUUAAAAAGUAAUUACAGAUAACAGGUUGGUGAAUAAAAAAUGGGAAUAAAAGUUUUCAAUUAGUGUUACAAAAAUAUCACAGAAAUAAAAAUGACACAAUUACAAAUAAUGUAACUAUUUAAAUUUAAAGAAUCAAGUACACUUUUAAGAUCACACAUUUUUUCUUUAGGAACUAAUUCGAGUGAACUUGUCUGUGUUGGCUUUACAUGAAGUAUUAUGAGUUUCAUUAAAGUAAACACAAUUCCGUUUAAUGUCUGAACAAGUCCUUUAAGCGAUUUGCCAAACCCUCUGUAUGCAAACAUUGUGACAACUGGGCUAUGGAGACCUGUCUAUACAAUAUGAAGAUUCUCAAUAGGUUAAAAUCAUAUUGUGUUUCUGGAAAGAUUCACAGCAUUUUUAUUUUUCUUGUAGUGUUGAAACUGGAAAACGGUGCAAGCUAGGUAGAACAUUUUCUUCAUUGACGGACAAAUAUUUAUUACUACCGAUAGUUCUUUUGAAAAAGUAUUUAAAUAUUGUUUUCAUGAAAUUAUAAUGAAAUACCAAGUUCUGAUGUUAUGUUAUCAAAUGUUAAAAUUUAAAUAGGAUGUUUUCCUUUUAGGUAAUUGGUAAUGAAAUAUUUCUGCAGGUUUACUCAUAUUGUAAUUUGUUUUUAUUUAAUGAAGUGUCAUGGAAAAAAAAGGGCCCUACACCAUUUUAGCUCCCAACCAGCCUGUACAUUUGCCAUGUCUGGUCUGGAGCGAUUCCUGUCCACUACAAAGUCACGAGAGGUUUCUUGAUCUUAAGAGAAUGCGCACGUUGCCUCGAGUUAUGCUGGCUGUAUAUAGCAUAAGACCCAUUUUUGCACAGCACAGUUCAAUUGUAUAACUUGUGGUUUGGUUUUUGUUGGAAAUGCUGACUUUGGACACAUUUACUAGAGCAAACUAUAUUAUUGUUUCUCAGGUCAGAAUUAUGAACUGCCAGAUUAGUUGUGCUAAAAGGAUUUCAUCUUUUUAUAGGAUUGUUUUGCAGUACUGAUUAUAAAAGUAAUAGGGAUUUAGCCAUACUUAAGAUAUGCAACAAGUGCCCAAAAGGGGCAGAUCAACUGUUGUGAAAAAUCACUUUAUGGUAAAACUUCAUAUUUUUAGUGACAAAAAUAUGCUGUUUCCCCUAAAGUACUUAUAUUCAAGCAUCCAUUCAGCGCACAUUCCUUGUGGUAUGGUUUUUUGAAGCAAUAAUUUGAUGCUUAUACUGUACGUUACUCUAUUAGACUUUCAAUAGCCAAUAAAACACAUAGAGUUUGUAUUCUAGAGAAUAUUAACACAUGACAGAGACAAAAAACAAUUAUAUAUUGUGUGGCGUUCAGAGAAAACUGGGCAUAAUGCAUGUGCGUAAAGUGUCGUCCCAGAUUAGCCUGUGCAGUCUGAACAGGCUAAUCAGGGACGACACUUUCCGCUUUUAUGGUAUUUUUAUGCCCCCAGAACAUAGGUUCUGGGGGCAUAUUAAAAUCGCACCGUCCGUCAGUUUGUCCGUCCAGAUUAGUUUCCGCUCAAUAAGUCAAGCAAUUGUCAUCAGAUCUUCACCAAACUUCAUGAAUAUGUGUUAGGCUAUAAGAUCUAGGUCAAGUUGGAUAAUGGGCUAAUUUGACUUAGACACUCCUGAGUAACGGCCCUUGAAUUAUCGUUAAAAAAAAAAAUUCUCGUUUCCGCUCAAUAACUCGAGCAAAUGUCAUAGGAUCUUCACCAAACUUCAUGAAAAUGUGUAAGGUCAUAAGAUAUAGGUCAAGUUUGAUAAUCAGCGAAAUUGACCAUGACAAUCCUGAGUAACGGCCCUUGAAUGAUUGAAAAUUUGAGUUUUUUCUCGUUUCCGCUCAAUAACUCAAGCAAUUGUCAUCGGAUCUUCACCAAACUUCAUUAAAAUUAGAAAGGCAAUACAAUCUAGGUUAAGUUAGAUAUUCGGCCAAAUUGACCUAGACACUCCUGAGUUACGGCCCUUGAAUCAUCGAAAAAUUUAGUUUGUUCUCGUUUCCGCUCAAUAACUCGAGCAAUUGUCAUCGGAUCUUCACCAAACUUCAUAAAAAUGUAAGGCAAUACAAUCUAGGAUAAGUUUGAUAAUCAGCCAAAUUUACCCAGGCACUUCUGAGUUAUGGCUCUUGAAUCAUCAAAAAAUUGUGUUUCCGCUCGAAAAAUGCUCAUAACUUAUAUGUCGCUUCAGAUGUAAAUUUCAUAUUUUGUAUGCAUGUGUAUGUGGACAAGGCCUUUCAUUACGCACAAAAAUUUUGACCCCUUUGACCUUAAACUUAGGGUCCGCGUUUAGGUUUCAAAAUCUGCAUUUAGGUUUCAAAAAAGCUUUUUUUGGGGGCAUAUGUCUUCCGAUGGAGACAGCUCUUGUUAGUUUCAAGGAAGUUCCUUCUUACUGCAAAUCAAGUUUAGGCGGAAAGUGUCGUCCCUGAUUAGCCUGUGCGGACUGACACUUUACGCACAUGCAUUAGGCCCUGUGCGGACUGACACUUUACGCACAUGCAUUAAGCCCUGUGUGGACUGACACUUUACGCACAUGCAUUAAGCCCUGUGCGGACUGACACUUUAUGCACAUGCAUUAAGCCCUGUGCGGACUGACACUUUACGCACAUGCAUUAAGCCCUGUGCGGACUGACACUUUACGCACAUGCAUUAAGCCCUGUGUGGACUGACACUUUACGCACAUGCAUUAAGCCCUGUGCGGACUGACACUUUACGCACAUGAAUUAAGCCCAGUUUUGUCAGAAUAAGGCUCUAUUUAUUUUGAAAGGCCGGGACAUAAAAAUGGAUGUGGGCCAUAUUUUAAAAAGAAUGAGGCAUUAAAUGGAAGGUGCUUCCCAUUCCUUGCGGCCAAUCUGCUAAAGCUAUAUAGGUACUUAAUUUGCAAUUAGCAGAAUUUAUUGUAGUCUGAAGGUGAUCCGGUUUUAUUUUAAUUGCAUUAGUGCUAUUUUACUGGUUUAUACAACUAAAUAUGUAUAACAUAAUUAUAAAAUGCAAAUGUAAUAUAAAGUUGAAAUUUGUUGUAGUUUUUAUUUUGGUGUCAGAACUGUUCAUGCAUUUGUUUUAUGAUUGUUGAAUAAAGUUGGUGUAGUUAUUCAUAAAUUAAUUGUGCAUACCAACCUGAUUUUGGUUCUCUAUUUUGAUUUUUCUAUAUAUUCAUCAUGAUGCUAGCUGAUUUAAGCUAGCAUGAUUGAAAAUGCUUGACAUUAUUGCAAACCAUUUCAAAAGAAAAUAAAGAAAACAUAAUAACCUU
This is a messenger RNA of Dreissena polymorpha, 4407 nucleotides long. RefSeq names its product DNA repair protein complementing XP-A cells homolog. The record is from RefSeq and is a predicted model, not a curated record. Gene Ontology annotation, cellular component: nucleotide-excision repair factor 1 complex. Gene Ontology annotation, biological process: nucleotide-excision repair involved in interstrand cross-link repair; UV-damage excision repair; nucleotide-excision repair, DNA damage recognition. Gene Ontology annotation, molecular function: damaged DNA binding. The transcript has 7 exons. The coding region runs from base 224 to 1063 and encodes 279 amino acids. NCBI's taxonomy places the organism in Eukaryota, Metazoa, Mollusca, Bivalvia, Myida, Dreissenidae.